Messenger RNA from Lytechinus variegatus (green sea urchin), 674 nucleotides. RefSeq lists its product as uncharacterized. The transcript is spliced from 2 exons. The record is from RefSeq and is a predicted model, not a curated record. Bases 123 to 449 code for a protein of 108 amino acids. Lineage: Eukaryota; Metazoa; Echinodermata; Echinoidea; Temnopleuroida; Toxopneustidae.
GCAACAAGGUAUUUCGAGGUUUUACUAAAACUUUUCCAAUUAAGAAGAUUGAUAGCUCUAGAACUCGAAUCGCAUUUACACAUUUUGGUCAAGCCAUCGUCAUCAUUCUAGCAAAUGAACAGAUGGAAGUCGCGUCAUUCGUGGUAUGCAAAGAUUACCGGUACCUGGGCGUUGGGAAGUAUACAAAAAAUGAAGAACGUUUAGAUGUCUUAGUUGAGAAUGAAAAGAUGAAAUGUGAUGGCAGCAGAGAAAACCGAUAUUGGAUCGAUUUCAAGAACCAGUCUUACAAGAUGGGCCACCUCGGCGAUUCUCGACCUCUCGUACAGUGGAACGACACCCGUGGUUUAAAUCGUAACAUCAUCUCUAUUGGACUCGCUAAACACAAUUUUGACCUACCGACAUUCCCGGCUUCUACUUCUUUGAACUUCGACAUUCCAUGUGAUAACUAAGAUCAUGGAGAAAAAAUAAUUUUUCUUGUUGAUACUCUUUUUUUUAUUCGUUAAAUGUAAAUAUAUUUGAAAUUGUAGUAUUCAUUCAUUAAUUAAUCAUUUGUCAUAUUGAAAUUUAUUUAAUACCUUUUCCCCAAUAGCAUACUACUUCUAUGAAUUUCAACAUUCCUUGUGAUAACUAAGAUCAUGGAAAGAAAAAUAAAUUGUCUUGUUUGUUACUCUUUG